Molecule: messenger RNA, 321 nt
Organism: Uranotaenia lowii
Lineage: Eukaryota; Metazoa; Arthropoda; Insecta; Diptera; Culicidae
Exons: 3
Coding region: 1-321 (106 amino acids)
Source: RefSeq, a predicted model, not a curated record
AUGGAUCCGAAUGUGCAGUGGACGAAAACGAAGGAUGGUGAAACAACCAAUCAUCCAUUCAAGGAACUGCUAGGUUGUUUGCAGUAUCUGGCUCUUUCAACGAGGCCGGACAUUUGUGCCGCGGUCAGCGCACUCAGCAAGCUGAUCUACACCAAGGGGGUAGAGAAGCCUGCUUUAAUGGGAUAUGCCGAUGCCGACUUCGCAAACGAUGUCGAUGACAGAAAGUCUAUUUCUGGUCAUACCUUCAAGGUAUUUGGUAAUCUGGUUUCGUGGUCAACGAAACGUCAACAUACGAAUAACCUAGGAGUCAUCAACGGAUGA